UCUGCUCUGAUUGGACGGCAGUCGAAAAAGGAAGUAAAAACGAAGUUUCGUUAUUCCUCUGCGGAAACCACACAAAACGCAGAGCGUCGCAGCGUGGGACGUCGAACUUGUUAAAUCAAACUUGACAAGUCGUAAAAAAACCUGCGAGGAGACACGGAAGAUGUAACGAGUUAAGUUUCCAGAUGAGCCGAGGAGAGUAAUUCAAUAGGUCUGCACGCGCUUCCUGGUCCAGUUGGACUCGAGACAGAGAAAUAAAAAGUCCUCGUGGCCAAUUCACGCAGAACAAACAACGAGCAGACAUGGAUCACACAGCACCCCCGGACACACACCAAAACAAGGGCACCGUGGUGCGGCACAGGGAACACAGCGAGUCUGAGUCUGUCGACAAGAGGCCCGCUGACGCCUCUGCACCUUCCGAUCAGGAUGAGAGCAGGCCAAUCAGAAGAGUACGAAGUCCAUCCAGACCGAGGGCAUGGUUAUCCAGUUCUUACAAACCAAAGUUUGGAGGGCGAAUUCACAGGCCGCGGGAUGACCACUCGUUCUACAAACCUGGCUUCAGCAACCACAGGUACCACCACUUCAAUCACCGGGGUUACUUCCACCGGAGAGAUUACUUCCAUCCUAAGCUUCACCACAUCACACUGAGGGAGAGGGAACGAGAGAAGGAGAAGGAACGGUAUGAGCAGAGAGAGAGCGCUGAUGGGAGUUCACCUCCGAAACAAAGCAACACUACUAGAGCUUUCUUACCAAGGUCCACCUCCAGCAGAGACAAGGACAUGCAGUUCACCGUUUGUCAGACCGACAGGAAUCAUAGCAGGGAGCGAGAUCACAGGGGGACCAAAAGUAAAGAAAGAGAACGAAGCAGAGACAGGGAGCUCCCUUCAACCGCGAGCCAGACGGUGGCACGAGACAGAGCCAUCCAACACAAGAGGAGAGAGAUAGAUGAGGUGUACUAUCAAGAAUGUGAAAUGUUUGGCCUUGUGGCGAAGAUGCUUAUAGCAAAGGAUCAGUCCCUGGAGCGUCCCAUUCAGGCCUCGCUGCAGGAGAACCUCAGGGACAUCGGCAAGCGCUGCGUGGAGGCCAUGGAAAAAUUUAUAGAGGACUACGACUCCAGGGAGCUGUCUCACUAAUCAGACUCAUCAUGCCUGUCUUCCUAGCUAAACAUGUUUAUUUCAGGUGAUUAAAUGCUGAUUUUGUUUUGUGUUAGUAAAAGUAAGAAGCUCGUACGUUUUUGCCUGGACCAACUGGACAAAGUGCCCCUUGUGUGUUCUGCCUUAUGGUGAGCACUGAGCAACGGCGAUUAAAAUAAAAAUGAAAGGGAAACUUUGAUUUGAUGCUGCUUCUAAUGUAGAGACUAAUGCUGAUGAUACAGUAAUACACUGGGCUGCAUUGCUUGUAAAGAAGCCAGAAAUAUAUUUUGUCACCCGACUGACAUGCUUAAUUUAUAAUCAUUUGCCUUUCAAUACUUUAAUGUUGUUUAUACCAUAUUAAACAUGAAGUGAGUUAAAACAAA
Larimichthys crocea (large yellow croaker) is the source of this 1513-nucleotide messenger RNA. Its product is annotated as periphilin-1. The transcript has 7 exons. Gene Ontology annotation, cellular component: nucleoplasm. NCBI's taxonomy places the organism in Eukaryota, Metazoa, Chordata, Actinopteri, Sciaenidae. The record is from RefSeq and is a predicted model, not a curated record. Gene Ontology annotation, biological process: negative regulation of DNA-templated transcription; negative regulation of gene expression, epigenetic; protein localization to heterochromatin. The coding region runs from base 300 to 1130 and encodes 276 amino acids.